CCCAGCCUGAACCGCCGUCAUCCGAGCUACGGAGCUCAUCUGAAACGCGAGAGGAGACGGUUGAUGCAAGGCGGCAACGGCGGCGGCGGUGGAGGAGGGUGCAGAGAAGGAGAUUGGGAGUGCGGCGGAUGUAGGAACAAAAACUACGCCUUCAGAAGCUUCUGCAACCGAUGUAAGCAGCCCCGUCUUUUGGUAGACAACAAAACUCCUCCAGAUUCCAAGUGGCUCCCCCGUAUUGGAGACUGGAUUUGCACGGGUUGCACUAACAACAACUAUGCAUCAAGAGAGAAUUGCAAAAAAUGUGGACAACCAAAGGCGGUGGCCUCAAUGCCAGCAGUUUCAAUUCACGGUUCAACUCUCCCUACACAUCCAAAUUAUUUUUCUGGGGUAAAUGGACAAGCAAUCCAACAUGCGCCAUUGCCAACCUCCCAGUGGUCUUCUUUAGCACAUGGUGAUCAUUAUGCAGUGCAGCCAGCUUCUACGUGGGCUUUGUCUGGGAGCAACAGUGCUGGAGUUCCAUAUGCAUUUGCAAAUGGGUGGCGUCAUGGUGACUGGUUUUGCAAAUGUGGGUUCCACAAUUAUUCUUCUCGGGCACAGUGUAAACGGUGUGAUGCUUCUCUGCCACCAUCUUCGGCCUCUUCUUUCAGCAGCUCAGCAGUUACAGCUCUUGGGACAAAGCGUCUAGCAUCAGAAGAACUUGUUCGUGACUGGGAAAACAAGAGGCUAAAUGCUGGACAUCCAUCAUACUCGACCUUUGGAAGUGGAAACACGAUGGAGCUUUUGAAUUUGCAUGGCAACCUACAUACGCUUCCUGCAGCACCCACACUCCUUGGGAAGGGGGCAAAACAGUGGCGCGAUGGGGAUUGGAUGUGCACGAAUUGCAAUAAUCACAACUAUGCAUCUCGGUCACAAUGUAACAGGUGCAAAACUCAGAGAGAGACGAGUGCCCAACCGGUCAGUGUUGUCUAGUUCUCAGUUCAAAACAACGUUUCAUUAUCUUGCAGCUUCAUUGUGGUAUACUCUUGAGUACUCAUCUUUCUCCCUUGUUUUUCUGUUUGAUGUUGGGAAUGAGGUUUGAGUGAUUCUGGUUGGGAGUCGAAGGGGUUUUUUUUCCUUCUCCAUCAACAUUGUUGAAGACGAGAAUGGGAAUAUUAUUUUGAGAUGGAGAUAGGAAUUUGUUUGUGUUAUUGUUGUCUAGCUUCUACUAUACACAGAGUAUGUUAAUUUUAUUGCUAAAGUUUUCUUGAGACAUGACUAUCAUAACUAUGUCGAUGCUGUUUUUUUGGGUCU
This is a messenger RNA of Cuscuta campestris, 1290 nucleotides long. Lineage: Eukaryota; Viridiplantae; Streptophyta; Magnoliopsida; Solanales; Convolvulaceae. The record is from the annotation of a GenBank genome assembly.